GUGUGUAUGGGGGUGGGGGAUAUGGUUGCUGGAGCGAAGAGAGAGGUUCCCUGACCAUUCAUGUAAACCGCUCGCUAAAUCUGACCCAGAUCACUCAUGAAACCAAAACAACCACUUGGGAGGAUCCUCGGAAAGCAAUGAAUAUUUCUUCAAUAAUUGGCUCCAGAAAUUCUAACCCUCCAGUAUCCAGUGGAGGAGGAAAUCUUCCUUCAGUGAAUGUUCAAAGUCUUGGGCCAUUACCAGAUGGCUGGGAGCAGGCUAGUACUCCGGAAGGUGAAGUUUAUUUUAUUAACCACAAAGAAAGAAUUACGAGUUGGUUCGACCCCAGAAUAAUGCUUCAAUUGGGGAAACUGCAGCUUGCACCAACACAACUACAACAGACAGGGGUUCCAUCUCAACCAGAUCAGGAAGUGCAGGUCAGUUCUUCUAGCAGUGGAACACUUGAUUCUUCACCCACAGUUACUAUGGUUACUGCAGGCCCAGCUAGUUCUGCCACUUUACAGCAACAGCUAAGACUUCAAAAACUGCAAAUGGAGAGAGAGCAACUCCGAAUGAGACAGCAAGAAAUUUUACGACAGCCGACCUGCCUUGGAAAUCCCAUGCUUAAAGAAAUCUUGUUGAGAAGAAGUUUAGGGGAAGAGAACCCAUCCCUACCUACUUCUCCAACAGGAAAUGUUCCAACAUUGACAUCCCCAAGUGGAAAUGGUCUAGAUCCAUUUCUGGCAGGAACAGAUUUCCACAGUCGACAAGAAAGUGGUGACAGUGGCCUUGGACUUAGCUCAAACUUAAGUCUUCCUCACACUCCUGACAACUUUCUUAUGUUAGAAGAUGGAUUAGAAACUGCAGAUCCUCAUCAGCAUGCAGGGACUGAAAUUGGACCAGAAGGUUUACAAAAUACAAAUCUAGAUUUAGGAAUGGAAAAUAUGGAUUCAGAUGAUUUGCUUCCAAGCCUUCAGGAAGACUUCAUGGAACAUAUUCUAUCAGAUGUGCUUAAUGCUAACAAGGACAACUUGAUGACCUGGGUAUGAAUAAUGGCUAAUACACACACCAAUGCAUGAAUAUCAAUCUGAAGAUGUUUUUAAUCAGUUAAAGAGAACAUUCAUGAAAAAUGUUUAUUGUAAAUGCUUGACAAUAUAGAAUCCUCAUUCAUUUUGUAAAGACAAUAUUUUUAGUUGAUUCUUGGGUUCAGGAGUUUCUUCAAUAUUGAAUUGUGAUACUGUUUACUAUUAUGCAUUUAAAGAAGUCCAGUAUUUUGUUCAUGAUGUGCCUUACAAUAUACCUUCAGUUACAAAUUAUAAGGUUUUAUGGGUCAUCAUUACAUAAUCGUUUAAAAUUUCCAUGGUUUAUGCCUAGGUCACCUAGGUUUUUUCUUAAGUGCCUUAGUCUUUUGUUACUGUUGAGUAAACUAUACAUUAUGUAUAAAACAAGUUAAUUUCCUACUUAACUUUGUUCUAUGGUUCAAGAUGAAUACUUCAUUGAGAAUGUUUAUCAAUAUAUUAUGUAAAUCUGUAAUAAAGCUUGGAUUUUCAGCUAAAUACUUUACUGUGCAAAAUUUUAGAGUGUGUAGUUUUGUUCUUUCCAGAAUACAUUAGAAGGUACUUGUUAAAAAUUCAGUUAUUUCUAUAAUAAUGACUGUGUGUUAAGUUAUAUACUAUCCUGUAAUUGCUACCAUAACUUUGAGCAAGCAGUACCUAGUAUAUUUUAUUGUUUGUAUGGAAGGUUUCACCCUUUAACAGACUAUUAGUUAAAGUGUAAGAAGUCUUUCACGAUGAAUUACAGCUGAAGUGAAGAAGUAAGAUUCUGUACUAUAGUACACAGGUUCCAUAACAGUUGUGUCUGGGUGAUGGAUUGUUUGCGUGUACUUGAAGUUGUAGGUUUUUGUUCUUUGUUUUAUUAGACUUACAGUUUUGUGGGUAAUAAUGUUAUAGCGGGAACAAUAUAUAGAAUUUUUACUUGUGCUGAAGGAAGACCUACCUUAAAUCAUGAUUUACCUAGAAUGCUGCCUUUUCAUGUUAAGACAUUCCUAAAUUGGAAACCCUGUAGCCCUUACUACGUAACAUUGUUUUGGGUUAAACAAUUUCAUCAUUGUCACUAAAAUCAGCAUAACACAAUUGUAGUCUAUGCUUUGAUCAUGUUUAAACCAGAACUUUUUAUACAUAAUUUCUUGAGGUUUCCUUAUUUUGAACAUUUCUACAGAAAUUUCUUUGCAUCAUUGUUAGAAAAUAAGACAGCUAUGUGCUAUUUUUAACUUUUAUGUACAUACUGGUGUGUGGAGUUUUGU
Molecule: messenger RNA, 2281 nt
Organism: Limulus polyphemus (Atlantic horseshoe crab)
Lineage: Eukaryota; Metazoa; Arthropoda; Merostomata; Xiphosura; Limulidae
Product: transcriptional coactivator YAP1-like
Exons: 8
Coding region: 138-1028 (296 amino acids)
Biological process (GO): positive regulation of transcription by RNA polymerase II; hippo signaling
Cellular component (GO): cytoplasm; nucleus
Molecular function (GO): transcription coactivator activity; protein binding
Source: RefSeq, a predicted model, not a curated record